Molecule: messenger RNA, 558 nt
Organism: Schistocerca serialis cubense
Lineage: Eukaryota; Metazoa; Arthropoda; Insecta; Orthoptera; Acrididae
Product: bromodomain testis-specific protein-like
Exons: 3
Coding region: 1-558 (185 amino acids)
Source: RefSeq, a predicted model, not a curated record
AUGAAACCGAAGUACAUUUCUUUUUCAAGUCUGACCACUUCAGUGUCCGGACCACCACCACCACCACCACCACCACCACCACCACCACCACCACCACAUAGGAUGGGAACAGAGGAGAGCAGUGUGGAGUCAAUUGGUGGAGGCUGGUGGGGCAAGACUAUGUAUGAUGUCUGCAGUAUGAGCAGUGAUGGCACAUUUGAAAUAAUUGAUGAAAGGUCAGCCGAGCUCGGGUCGACGCCGCAGGCGACUGAGGGGCGCUCAGGGCACAGUGCUGCCGAGGUGGUUCCUACUGCACUCCGGCCCCAGGCGCUGCCGCUGACAGACCGCGAGGACGGCCACACGACGAAACACGCGGAAACUGAAGUGGAGGGGUCGACGGACGCUGUGGCAACGGUGAUGCGAGAGGAGCUGCAGGUUUCGAACGCGCCGGAGCGUCGUAAGAAGCGCCGCCUCCACUCUGGUUCGGCCCCUCCUCGUACUGAGACACCAGAUAACUCUGCUGGUCCGUGUCAGACAGGUCCUCAUCACCAGACACCGGACGUCGCAUUUGGGCAGUGA